Acanthoscelides obtectus is the source of this 933-nucleotide messenger RNA. The record is from the annotation of a GenBank genome assembly. Lineage: Eukaryota; Metazoa; Arthropoda; Insecta; Coleoptera; Chrysomelidae.
GUCCAUGCUCGAGCGCCAUCUACCUGCGAAAUGUGACGUAUAUCUGUCAAAAAUUUCAUUACAUAACCUAACCUAAUAACAAAAAAUAUUUUUGCUUUUUAAGCCUCCGUAGCCCCUUUUCAGUAGUUGUCUUCAAGAUGGGAAACUCGGUGACAACUUACGCGACGGGCGGCUUUAAUUUAUAUUUCCACCCUGAAAUCACCCCCAGUCCCUUGGAAGAACCUACAUUUGACCCUUUGAUGGGCUUUGAAAACGGCCGAAAAGAAAGAGUUAUGAUAGCAACAGAGGAAGAAUUGCGUUCAGCAAAAAUUCCGUUAGACGAAAGGGACUACUGUGCGCACCAUUUGCUAGCUUACAGAAGUUGUAGAAGGGAUAAUUGGCCUUGGGCCGCUAAAUGCCACCAUGGAAAACAUGCUUACCUUAAUUGCAGAUAUGAUGAUUUUGUCAUCAGGAUGAAGGAGUAUGAACGAGAGAGACGUCUCCGAGUAAAACAACAAAAGAAAGCAGCAGAAGAAUAAUGGAGUACAGUUGGAUUUUUUAAUGUAGUGUAAAUCAAUUUGGCGUAUUGCUAUAAAAAUAAAGAUUAGUUAUAACUUGUUUUUGGUAUAGAGCACAGUAAAAAAUCUAAUAACUUUUAUAACAGACAUGUUCUUGAAGGUAAAUAAAAUACCUCUCAUCUAGUACAAAAAGUAUUCAGAGUUGAAAGAAAAGAUUAAAAAGUAUUCUUAUAUGAAUGUUCCACAAAAAGGUUUGAUUAUAACAAACCAGGUUUAACAUUUUUAUUGUAUGAUGAUUUGGUUUCAAUGGUUACCUUUUCAAGUACAAUUGACACUUUUGCGGUUUCUCAAAAUGAUCCUUUAUGUUUGGUUUGCUAAAGGAUUACAAUUUCUUAUUGCAAAAAUUGUCUUUUCAAAUUUAUUUUUUUAUGGGAAA